Molecule: messenger RNA, 2320 nt
Organism: Punica granatum (pomegranate)
Lineage: Eukaryota; Viridiplantae; Streptophyta; Magnoliopsida; Myrtales; Lythraceae
Source: RefSeq, a predicted model, not a curated record
AAGGGAAAGAGGAACAGUUCAAAGCUUCCCCUUCGUUCCAUGGCGGUCCUGUAGAACUUGAAAGUGCUCCCGGGACCCCUCCCAAUCAACGGAGGCUGCAAACGGGGCAAUCAGGAAUUCCCUUUCCUUCGCCUUCCAUUCAUCCUCGGAAUUGGUCAAUCGGCGAGCCACGGGCUGCCGCGCAUUUGAUUGGUCUCGAGGGACCGUCUUGAUGAGAUCGCCAUCGUAUCGGAGGGUCUGAAUGGUGUUGACUAGGUUUUGGUAAAGCUCAGCGCCUCAAAAUUCGCAAGUCCUCGAGCAAAUUUCUAGAGAUACUUCUUCUUCGGUUUGACGAUGGCAGCCAUGGGAGGAGGCGUGACUCAGGGCCAGCCUCACCCUCCGCAGCUGCAACAGCAGCAGCAGCCGCCACCACAGCAGCCGCCGCAGCAGCCGGCUGUGGAGGCCCUGAACGCGGCCGUGCAGCAGCAGCUGAAUCUCGAGCACGUCAAGAUACGCGCCAUUAGCCUCUUCAAGGCCAUCUCUCGGAUUCUCGAAGACUUUGACGCUUAUGCUCGCACCAACACCACGCCUAAAUGGCAAGACAUUCUGGGCCAGUAUUCAAUGGUAAAUCUGGAGCUUUUCAACAUUGUAGAUGAGAUAAGGAAGGUUUCAAAGGCUUUUGUCGUCCAUCCAAAGAAUGUCAAUGCGGAAAAUUCCACGAUUCUUCCGGUUAUGCUGUCCUCGAAGCUACUGCCUGAGAUGGAGAUUGAUGACAACUCAAAGAAAGAGCAGUUACUCCAAGGGUUGCAGAACUUGCCUGUUGCCUCGCAGAUUGAGAAACUGAAGGCUAGAAUAGACAUGAUUGCAGCUGCCUGUGAAAGUGCUGAAAAGGUGCUUUCUGAUACCCGUAAAGCGUAUGGUUUUGGUACUCGUCAAGGUCCCACUAUCACUCCGACUUUGGACAAGGCUCAGGCUGCCAAAAUCCAAGAGCAGGAGAAUUUACUUCGAGCUGCUGUAAAUCAUGGAGAAGGUUUAAGAGUAUCUGGAGAUCAAAGACAGAUCACACCUGAUCUUCCAAUGCAUCUAGUAGAUGUGCUCCAUGUGGGUGAUGGCAUGCAAAAUGUGGUUGACGCUUCUGGUAAAAAUAGUAUGUACCAAAGGAAUACCCCUCUCCAAUCUAACACUUUGACUGCUCAGAAUGCUUUGUUACAGGCUACAGGAGCACAACUCAUGGGAAGGUCUGCUGCUUCUCCUUCUGCCGGGACUUCCUUCGACAAUACAACAGCAUCUCCACUGCCAUAUGCCAACUCUCCUAGGUCCGGAACAAACAUGAAUACACCAUCUCCUCAACAACAGUCUCAGCAGCAGCAGCAGCAGCAUCAUCAGCAUCAACUGCUACAGCAGCAACAGCAGCAGCAACGGCCAAAAAUGAUGCCAUUGUCACAGCAUCCACAGCAACUUCUCACUCAACAACAGUUCAGGCAAUCUGCAAUGCCAGGACUGGGACAGCUACAUGGACAGCCCCAGAUGCAACAGUUUUCUCAGGCUCUGGGCACCCAUCAGCAAUUUCAGGGAAGGCAGAUGGCUUCAGGUAUCGGUCAAAGCCAGCUCGGUCAAGGAAACCCGAUGACCCGUCAUCUAAGCCAGUUCUCCAGCGCUGCUAACAGUGCAUUGUUUAAUGCAGCUCAGACUACGCAAAACACGCAGAUGAUUCCUAACAUGUCAGGGACAAUGCCAUCGCAGUCUCUUUUGCAGUCAAGGAUGCAGAGGACUCACCCAUCCCAACUUCUCAACGACCAAAUGUUCAACAUGGGAGGGGCCAACCCAACUGGUAUGCUCCCGAUACAGCAACAAGGCACUUCACAGAGUGCAUUCGGUAAUAUGCAGCAGCCGAAUGCUCAGAGUUUGCAGGCUAAUAUGGUAGCCCUUCAGAACAAUCCCCAGAAUCACCACCCCAAUUUUUCACAGCAGAGGCCACAGAAUCAACAGUGACGCAUUCAAUUUUCUUCGAGAAAAACAAAAUUAACAGAGAGAUUGGUGGUCCUGAAUAGAGUCUGGCAGCAUCAGGAAAUUUUUUGCGAGUCCAAAUUAAGUUGAUCAUUCUUUAUGUCAAGAUAUGUGAUUCUCUGCUGUUUUAGUCAGCUCAAGUUGAUCGAAAUUGGACUUGGACUUGGUACGUUGUGUAUUUUAUAGUAUUGAAUUUGAGAGAGUGGAUCGGCCUGGUAGAAAUGUAGUGGUUUCAAUUGUGGCAAGCAGAGGAUUUAUGCAUCUUUGACAAACUAUCGACUCAUUUUCGAGCGCCAUGUACCGUUCCCUUAUAUGUGAGAUUGGAAGUUAGUCA